AUGCCGCAUGAGCUGAUUUUGGGCAUCUCUUUGUUCGCUGGUUUCAUCUCUUGUUGUGGUACAAGGAUGAUCCAAAAAAUCACAGCAGAAGUUCAUGCAAGUUUAAUGGAGAAUUCACCUGUAAUUAGGGCCAAGGCUUUACGAGCGGUCAGUAUAAUUGUAGAAGCUGAUCUGCAGGUGCUAGGAGACAAACGCGUUCAAUCGGCUGUUGAAGGAAGGUUUUGUGAUUCCGCAAUUUCUGUCAGAGAAGCAGCACUGGAACUUGUAGGGAGGCAUAUUGCUUCUCAUCCUGAUGUUGCUGAGAGAGUCAAAGAUACUGGAGUAAGUGUUCGAAAACGAUCUAUCAAAAUCAUACGAGAUGUGUGCGUUUCAAAUGCAAACUUCUCCGAAUUUACAAAAGCUUGCAUUGCUAUCAUCUCCCGUACUAGCGACGAUGAAUCAAGUAUAAAGGAUAUUGUUUGCAAGACAUUUUAUGAAUUCUGGUUUGAGGAACCUACUGGUUCACAAACUCAGUUCUUUGGAGAUGGUAGCUCUGUUCCAUUGGAGGUGGCUAAAAAAACUGAACAGAUUGUUGAGAUGUUGAGGAGGAUGCCAAGUCAUCAACUUCUUGUGACUGUCAUUAAAAGCAACUUAGCCCUUGAUUUUUUUCCCCAAUCAGUUAAAGCUACCCUGUCUCACUUGCAUCUGUACGCAAGCGCUGUAGAGGAAAUGAAGAAGGAGAGAGGCGGACGUUUCCAUAUAUGCUAG
Molecule: messenger RNA, 747 nt
Organism: Prunus armeniaca (apricot)
Lineage: Eukaryota; Viridiplantae; Streptophyta; Magnoliopsida; Rosales; Rosaceae
Source: the annotation of a GenBank genome assembly